Messenger RNA from Coregonus sp. 'balchen', 1843 nucleotides. The record is from the annotation of a GenBank genome assembly. NCBI's taxonomy places the organism in Eukaryota, Metazoa, Chordata, Actinopteri, Salmoniformes, Salmonidae.
AUGACCAUGCUGGCUUCAUUUCUUCUUCGCAUCUCUGUCACCAACACCUUUGUGGAGAGACUGUUCUCGCUUAUGACAGACCAGCGGAACAGGUGCAGGGUGAAACUAGUGAAGAGUGAAAUUCAGGUGAAAGUGAACUUCAGAUUAUCCUGACAGGAGUUCUACAACACGUCCUGAUGGAGAAGGCUCUAAUGGACGCCGUAUUUUCAAGCAAGAAAUAUAUUAUUCAUCGAACAGUACAUUACAUUUUUACAUUUUACAUUUUAGUCAUUUAGCAGACGCUCUUAUCCAGAGCGACUUAAAGUUAAGUGAGUGCAUACAUUUUUCAUACAUUGAGGUAAGAUUUCAUUUUGUAUGCCUGCUUAUACAUUUUUAAUGCAAACCAAAUUCGUCCAGGCUAUGUGCUAAAUCAGUGCCAUGGAUUAGACAAACAUUUGUUAACAGAUGGCUAAAUCAACUGAGUUUCGCUGUAUCUGUGUUACAGGUGCGAGCGGGUGGCGGUGCUAACUGCAGGUAGUCAGCACCAUGGACAGCAGCACCCAAUCGGUGAUUCAUCAAAACCAUUCAUUGCAUCGCGUGAGGCGCUCGUUUAGCAGACAAAUAGGCCUACGAACAUUCAUAGAUAAAGUAGACACGGCGGUCUACAACUAUAAAACAGUCACAGCGUAAGCAGCACAUGAGGUAGGCAGGCAGUGUCACACAACACACACACACACACACACACACACUGCCUAUAGGUGCCGAGAUGUGAUAAGCAAGAGGGCCUGUAAUAACAUUCUGACUGCUUUCAUCUUAACCAAAGACCAAUAAAAAAGGAUGUUUCACUCACCAGGUUGUCUCUGCUCAGCCGAUGUAGCCAUGUUGUAGUUUGAUUAAGUCUAGUCCAUUUGUUAAUUCCAUCAUCAUGCAGUCAAUAGAACAAAAAUAAUAAUCCCAACAGGUGAACGAACUAUAUGUACAACUCAAGGUCCCGUUUUAAAAUGUCAUCCUCCUCUCCUUCAUGUUGGCAAACCUGCCAACCACUUUGUCUUUAUCAAUGUCUAUGUCCCGCUCAGUACAAAGCAAAGUGAGUUUGGAUAGUCUGGGGUCAUUCAUGCAUGCAAGCAAGUAGCUCUUGGUGAGCUUCAGGCGGCUUAAAUUUCGCUCGGCACUGGCACUGAUGGGAAUGGUUUUGUAGAUUAUAUGGGGAAUAGUCAGAUUUGGAUAUGCUCGGUGCAUGUCGUUGGCAAUGAGGAAUGGUAGGACUGCGUCUUCUGAGUAUAAAUGUGCGAGCUCAAGCAUGUUAUUUUCUGCACCAGGAGGCUUUGUGUUGAGCACAGAGAAUACUCGUGCCAUUUCUCUGAAGUCGGUAAAUCGAUUCUCAAACUGCCCCAUAAAACUUUAAGUGCCUUCUGCUUUCCUGGAUUGGCUCGUCCUCUGCUCUCUCGUCAUGAAACCUUUUCCUCUUGCGCGCUCUCUCCUCUGCAAACUCAGUUGUUGCGUUGUUUUGUCGGGCCAUCUCUUUCGCAGUGUUCUCCAUCUUGUCAUAGGCCUCAUCUGUGCGCAGCUGUCUGAUCUCUGCCAUACAGAUGCCAAUUAGAUCAAUUAGAUCCACGCCAUCUAUCGAAUCCUUUUGCAGAUAGUUAGAAAGCAUGUACGUCUUCUUUAGUAAACUGUUCCAAAACACCAACAUAAUUUUAAACUCAAAUGUGCUAAUUUUUUAUAGCAGGCCAUUGGUUUCAGAGGCCGUUUUUGGUGCAGUAUGGUUAUGGUGCUUUAUUCCGCGCAGGGCUUCAAGGAUCGCGGGCAGGCUCUGUAUAACCGCUUCUGUGGCCUGUUUCCUGGAGGCCCACCUUGUGUCUGA